Messenger RNA from Loxodonta africana (African savanna elephant), 11584 nucleotides. It is a transcript of the gene TMEM192, whose product is annotated as transmembrane protein 192. Lineage: Eukaryota; Metazoa; Chordata; Mammalia; Proboscidea; Elephantidae. The transcript is spliced from 7 exons. Gene Ontology annotation, cellular component: lysosomal membrane; late endosome. Bases 1035 to 1886 code for a protein of 283 amino acids. The record is from RefSeq and is a predicted model, not a curated record.
CGACAGGUCCCUGAGAGCGGCGACCUUCCUCCGCCCGGCGCAGGUGGAGCGGCCCUCGGGGCCCGGGCUUCGGCCUCGGGCGUCCGGAAAUGGCGGUGGCAGGCAGGACGGAGGACGAAUACUACUGUGACUCCAUCCCUGAAUGAGACAAGCAGAAAACAUGAUUCCAGCCUGCAAGACCUUAUAUUCUUGUGAAAUAUUGACUAUAGCGAAAUCAUCUUGAGCAAAUAAAAACUGAACAAUUUCUAACGGUAAGACUAAAAAUGUCUUUUUUUUUCACUUGAGAGAAUGGAAAAUUAACUGUAAGACCUUGAAGUAGAUUUGAGAUUCACAGAUGUAUAUUUUUAAAAUCCGAUAUAUUUGAGUAUUUAAGGGUGAGAUUCAAGAGCUAAAAAUUUAUGGAAAAAAUGAAUAAGAGGAAAAUGAGAGAGUUUUUUGAAAAAAGGAGGCAGUAAGUGCUUCUUGGUGCAAAGAUGUCCAAGAAUUCUUGGAUCUGUAACUUUUAACUUUAUAAUGACUAACCCUAGAAAUCUGUUUCAUCAAACCAUUGGAGAUUAAUAUUUCACCAACAAUUAUGUAGCUAAAUAACUUUGGAUCUGAGCAAGUUGACUGCUUUCGUAUUUUAUAGAUGUGAUUUCUAGCAUUCAGUAAAAAUCUAAAAAUUCUGAGCCAUGUAGUAGGCCCAGACACAUAAAUGAGUUAAAAGAGCCAAAGACUUUUAAUUACGGUUUGUUAUUUGCAAGCAGUGGGACCAGUUCUGGCUAGUUUAAGGAAGAAAGGAAUACAUGUUAAAGAUUACAGGGUAGAUUAACAACUAGACCUCUGAAAGGACCUAAACCAGGGUAGCUCACAAGGUCUAGGCGACGAAAGGUUUUUUUUUUCAGGGUUCUGUCCUAAAAUUAAGGAGUCCUGGUGGCACAGUGGUUAAGCACUCGGCUGCUAACCGAAAGGUUUGCAGUUUGAACACGCCAGCUGUUCCACAGAAGAAAGAUGUGGCAGUCUGCUUCCGUAAAGAUUACAGCCUUGGAAACUCUAUGGGGCAGUUCUGCUCUGUCCUGUCGGCUCACUGUGAUUGGGAAUCUACUCAGUGGCAACAGGGUUCUUUGGAUCUUACCCAGAGUAUUGAAGAUGACCCGCUCCUGGAUGCCCAGCUUCUCCCACAUCACUCAUUACAUGCUCAUUUUAGACCCAGAUUCCAUCCCCUUCCUACGGUCAUCAUAGCAAAUCUUCUCUUAUUAAUACAUGUUGUGUAUGUUAUAUUAGCAUUUUUAGCAGGUGUAUUUUGUUCUUACCCUAAUCCACAUGAGGACAAGUGUCCAGGAAACUACACUAACCCAUUGAAAGUUCAGACAGUCAUAAUCCUUGGAAAAGUCAUUUUGUGGAUUCUACAUAUACUUCUCGAACGCUACAUCCAGUAUCACCACAGCAAAGUGCGAAACCGAGGCUAUAACAUGAUCUACCGAUCCACAAGGCAUCUUAAAAGACUUGCACUAAUGGUACACUCUGCGGGCAACACAGCACUUCUCCUCAUACUGUGCAUUCAGCAUUCCUUUCCUGAGCCCAGUAAAUUGUAUCUCGACUUCAUCCUGGCCAUCCUGGCCCUGGAGCUGAUCUGUUCCCUGACAUGUCUGCUCAUUUACACAGUGAAAAUUCAUAAAUUUAAUAAAGCUAAACCGAAGCCUGAUGUACUUGAAGAAGAAAAAAUCUAUGCUUACCCCAACAAUAUUAACUCGGAGACUGGAUUCAGGACUAUUUCGAGCCUAGAAGAAAUUGUUGAAAAGCAAGGAGACAUAAUAGUAUACCUGAAGCGACACAAUGCACUGUUGAGUAAGCGGUUAUUGGCCUUCACUUCCUCUGACCUAGGCUCUCAGCCAGGUGGAAUGUGAGACGCUCAAAGUCAUCACAGCAAUUGCAAGGAGAACCCAGAGAAAUUUGGACCGACUGACUACCUGGCAAGCUGCCAUAGGGCAUUGUAGCUUUUGCUGAAUAACAUUUUACAAUUUAUGUUAGAAACCUGAAUUUGGUUCUCACCUGUGUGGCUGUUUAGUGUGUAGGACCUGUGAAUCAUUUGAAAGGCACUUUGUAGAAACCUUAUUAACUUGAAGAAAGUAUCUGUUUUGUACAUUUUGAAACGAUUUUAACUCCUUGGUUUGUCUUAGAGUCGGAGAUACAGUUUAAACGUUUCUAUGGCCAACACUUCUUCCACAUGACUUUAAGACCCAUUGCCAUCGAGUUAAUUCUGAUUAAGGGUGACCCCAUGUUUUAGAACCCUGUAAUAAGCUGGCUAAUUACGGAGGAAGUCUGACAUGACGGUCUAUUUCGAACAGGGUUUUGAUCAAUUCAGUUCUUUCCUCUUCUGAAGCAAUGAGAGAAGUCAUUAUUUUGUAUGGUUAAUGUGUUUAUUUCCACAGAACCUUAUCAUGUAUAUGCUUAUGUGUAUUGGAUGACAGCUUGGUCCAGGUAGUUCUUCUAGAGAAUGUCCUCGCUGUAGGACUAAGGGUCUCAUUAGGCGAUUUACUAUGUGAACUCCUACAGUUUUCCAUUCUCCAGAAAUAAAAUAUGAUUACUGAUGUUAGACUAAACAGUGCUGCCUGUUACAUUGGCAACACCUUCCGUUGGCAAUAGCUGCAGAAUUCAAAGAAGAAUUUACAACUUUGUCUUUCUUUUUGCCCUUCUUCAAGAAGUUGUUGUGUUUUCAGUAUUGACUUUACAUUUGUUGGAUCAGUAAGUUCAGUUAUAGGAAAAGGAAUAUUAUGAUUUUAAAUCUGUCUAAAAGGAGCCCUGGUGACACAAGAGUUAACCACUUGGCUGUUAGCCGAAAGGUUGGUGGUUCAAACCCACCCACUGGCUCUGUGGGAGAAAGACCUGGCUAUCUGCUUCCAUAAAGAUUGAAGCUUAGAAAACCCUUCAGUACAUGUGACAGUUCACUCUGACAUGUGGAAUUGCUUAUGAGUCAAAAAUUGACUCGGGGACACCCAACAACAAAAAAGAAAAAAAAAGACACCUUUUUCAAUAGGAAUAAAAUAUAUCCAUUUAGUAAAGGUAUUAAAUAUAUCAAGUUCUCUGGAUAAAGUGAAGUAAAUAUUUUUAUGGGUAAAUGGCAUUAUCUCUCCAGUGUUCUAGUGUGCCACUUUUUAUUUGCCGUCAGCACCUUUACGUGCUGCCUUAGAAAUACUUUUGGUUGAAGGCUUAGUAUGGGAGAAGGGAUAUUUUAAUUACGUAGGUGUUAACCUUUUUUGGCCAUUAGCCAAAUACUCAGCAUUUGAUUUGAAAGAGUUUUCUGCUAAGGUAAAGCUGAUUGCACGUCACCUGCCGGUGACACAGCUGAAUCCCCAAAAUCACAACUUUCACAAGCUAAAUUCAGGUGGUAUCCAAGUUUCCUGACUUCUCUCUCCUUCCCUCCCUCCCUCUUUUUCUUCCUUCUUUUCUUCCUCUCUUCCUUUCUCUGUAAUACAUUCAUCUUAAAGCCAUUACCUUCUCUGGAAUCUGUUUCUGUGUUCCAGAAGAGCCUGUAGACUUUGCCUUCAGCUAUUUCUCUUCUCAAAAGGAGAACACUGGUGGUAGGUGAUUCAUUCUGAUUUAUUUUGAAAUUCAGUUUGCAUCUGUAAUCAGUUUCUAAGCUUUAUGGGAUGAACUUUGGUUUACAGAGAAAAGUUGUUAAGUUAGGAUACUUGGGUGCUGAUGUGAGAUAAUCACCCAUACUUAUUUCUAAACUCAAUAAUGAACAUUUCUAAAAAUAAGUGAAAAUCAAACUAAGGAUCAGAACUAGGAAACAGCAGAUGGAUAAAACAGGCAUUUAACUGUUAGGCAUUUCAUACACUAGGCAAGCACUGUGCUUUCCCUGUGGUGCAAAAAUUAAUAAGACAGACUCUGGCCUGUGGCUUAUAUUCUAAGGAAGGAGAGGUGCAGGAUUUCUAGGCUCCGUGGAAAGUGAACUAAUGGUACUAAGCCCAAGGUACUACGGGCACUCCAGGUCAAAGAGUACCCUAGUGGGUGGAGAGUUUUAGAUAUUCCAGGCAAAUUAAUGAGAAGCAAGGCAAAAAGACUACAAAGGAUUGUAAGCAGUAUGUGUAGCUUGAAACAAAAGUGUGAGGCAGGGCACCAGCGGAGAGGCGGACAGGGUCAGAUGUUUGAGGGCCUUGAUGCUAUGCUGAGGAGCCUGGGCUUUAUCCUGUUGGUAAUAGGACCCAUUGAAGGAUUUCAAGCAAGGGGGUGACAGAGUCAGCUUUUGUUUUAGGAGGAUCAGAUUGCAGUACAAUGUGGAGGAAAGAUGGGAACCAGAAAGAUAUGCCCCUAAACUGCAGUGGGUGUAGUAAUAUUUUUAUUAUAAAUAUGUGUGUGUGUGUAUAUAUAUAUAUAUAUAUAUAGUGUUAAUUUUGAGAUUUUAUUCAAAUGGCAAUAGCAUCAUGGCUUAUUAUAAACUUCUAAGUUCGUUUUUUUUAAAUUGGUAAUAUUGAAAAGUACAGAGAAGAAAAAAAUUAUUUGAGACCCCACUACCAGGGAUUAUACCAAUUUAUACUGCUUGUUGUUCUUUACACUCACCAAUCAUGGCUGUUAUCAGCCUCUUUAAUCGUAGCUUGUCUGAUGUAUUAAAAAAAAAAGUCAUUGUACUAAUGAAGUUGAGCAUUUUCUUCCCCCAUAGUUUUCAGCUUUUCAUAAAUCCUUUGUGAUGUGUAUAUUCAAAUCCUUUGCUUUUUAUUCUCCUGGAAUAUUUUUCUUUCUUAACAAAUGUAAUCUUUUUUUAUAGGUAUAUUAAGGAUUAAGGAUAGUCCUCAGUUUGUAUGUGUUGGAAAUAUUUCCUCAUUUGUUUUGGGUUCUUUUUGCAAUUGACUCCUCAAACACUGCAAUCCAGAAUCUACCUCCCGCAGCACUGGUGAAAAAGUUCACACCAGUGAGUCCCUAAAUGCAACAUAAGAUGUCAUCUUGUCAUGUGAGAGCCACCAGUGACUUGAGUGGAUUUUAAUACCAGGCUUCUGCUAUAGACCCCUUUCUUUCUACCAGGAAUUCAAAUCAGAGUUUUAUUUGAAUCAAGUUAACUCUUUCUCCUUUUUUAUUGCCCCCCCCACCCCCAUUUCUCCUAAGGAAACCUGUAGCAUUGUUUUUUUUUUUUUUGAAUAAAUGACAUACAUGUAUAUGGAGCAACAUGAAACUGUCUUGAAUAUAUUAAGUGAAAAGGGCAGAUUGUUGAAUAAUAUUUAUAUAUAUAAUGUCAGACAUUCCCUUUAGGUUAAAAAAUGAAGUGUGUGUGUGUGUGUGUGCGUGCGCAUGUAAAUUUACAGGAAUUGAUCCAUAAAAAUAUAAGACAAACCUAGCAGUAGUUUACACUGGAAAGGGUAUGUGACUGGAAUAAGAGAAUGAAAGGAGGAGAGGUGGAACAAGGGGAAGAAAAUAAAAUCAAAGGACUUUGGGCUUUUUAUUCUGCUUCUGUAUUAUUUUUUUUACAGUGACUAUUUUCUAAUAAAGAAAUGUUCAACAUGUAUUAAAUUAAAAAAUUCAAGUUACAACUCAGUACAUUUAGUACAGCUUUUUAAAAUAAUAAAUGGCAGACAUACGAAGGAAAACCUGGUAUUUGUGAGGAAAGAUGGUGGAUGAAUGGGAUAUUCAAAUUUACUGUUGCUUCCUCCUGCAACUCCACUAAAAUGGUAGUAGAGGAUUUUUUAAGGCAUAAAUUCACAAUGACCAGAGAAUAGAAGAGACAACUGUAAAAAAUGUAGAAAUUAUAAAGCAGCAGAGCACACCAUAGCAUUGCCAUAAAUCCAAAAACUAAACCCAUUGCCAUCGAGUUGAUUCUGACUUGUAGCGACUCUAUAGUUUCCAAGGAAUAGCAGGUGGAUUUGAACUGCUGACCUUAACCACUGUGCCAGCAGGGCCCCUCCUGCUCAAAGUGUGGUCUUUGGUCUGUGCUGAUCUGAAAACUACUACCAGUCCAUGAGGGGAUGAGGACCUGUGCCAGAAUGUAAAUCAUCGUUGUUACUAAGCAUUGCUCAUCCCACUACCACUGCCGUCGAGUCGAUUCCGACUCAUAGCAACCCUAUAGGACGGAGUAGAACUGCCCCGUAGAGCUUCCAAGGAGCACCUGGUGGAUUUGAACUGCCAAACUUUUUGGUUAGCAGCCAUAGCACUUAAACCACUACGCCACCAGGGUUUCCAAGCAUUGCUUAGAUCAGCUUUUUUUUUUUUUUUCCAUACAUUUUCUCAGUGAAGGAAGCAGUGUGUUGGUUUACAUUCUGAUGCAAACACCUUACCCUCUUGAGGACUGAUAACGAAUAGGAUAUUGGCUACUUUGAGUAGCACUGAUCCAUAUAAACCAUUCAUAGGUCCUCUCCUCAUACUCUCUCUUGAAUGCACUUCUAUCUGGCUUUCGACUACAUGGCUCCAAUGAAAAUACUGUUGUCAAAGUCAGCAGAAACUUUCACAUUGUAAGCCAAUUCUCAGCCCUCGUUGUCACUCCACUGUUGAUAUCCUUUCUUGGCUUGGCUUCCAGGUCACCACAAUCGUUUGGUUUUCUUCCUAUCUUAUUGGUGACUUCUCAUUAUCCUUUGCUGUUUCCUCUUUUUCUAUAUCCCUUUUAAAAAUUCAGUAAAAUUUACUGUUUUGGUACACAGUUCUGUGGCUUGUGAAAAAUGCACAGAUAAAGUCAUAUAACCAGUAAUACAGUUGUAAUGGGUUAACACUUGGGGAUACUGGGAAAAGGUGAAUGUAUUUUGUGUGAGACUGUGGCAUGUAUACACCACCUGGAGGGUGGAACUCUUAGGACUCCUGAUAGGCGUGCUGUGACCACCAUUGGGCUGUGAAUGAAGGUCCAAACUAAGGGGGCAUUUCUUCAGGAACGUUUCACUCUUCAGGUCCUGUCCAGUGAGAAAGGAAUACACCUGAAGUUCUCAUGGGGUGACUAGGAAGUAGAUGGGAUGUGAGAAUUCAUCAAAACUGAAAACAGUCUUUGCUUUGCCUUGCAAUUCUACCAAUCCUAUAAAAACAUGAAUAACUUGAACAAAUACUCAAAGUUUAUACAAAGGUGUUCUCUUUAGCACUGGUUUGAACUUCAAAAAAUUGGAAACAUUUGAAAUGACUAUUCUCAGUGUUGGCUGAAUAAACCACUACGUACAUGUUACAUACAAUAUAGAAAGGAAUAUCAAAUAGGUUUUAAAGAAGGCAGCACCAAUGCAUUAAUAUAGAAAGAUGCAUACAGUAUAUUGUAGUAUGAAAAAAGUGAGUUUCGAUAUUAAAUUCUCUUCCUACUCAUUCUUCGCUGUAGUCUCAGCUAUUUCCCUGGACCACUGGUCCACAGCACUGAGAAUUUUAUAUUUUAGAAAACUGAUAUGGUACAUAGAUUAUGUGUUAACAUCUUCAGGAGGGUCUGGAAAAAUCAUUUCCUUCUUAAUUAACACAAUGAUAUUUAUUCAGUAGAAUGUGGAAUACCAGUUGAGAUGUUUCAACAAACAGAUACAGCACUGGAGGCGCUCACUCGUCUAUGGCAAGAAAUCCGGGAGACAGCCACCUGGCCAACCAACUGGAGAAGAUCCAUAUUUGUGCCCAUUCCAAAGAAAGGUGAUUGAACACAGAAUGCCAAAGUUAUUGAGCAAUAUCAUUAAUAUCACACGCAAGUAAAAUUUUGCUGAAGAUGGUUCAAAAACGGUUGCAGGAGUACAUAGACAGGGAACUCCCAAAAAUUCAAGCCAGUUUCAGAAGAGGACGUGGAAUGAGGAUUAUCAUUGCUGAUGGCAGAUGGAUCUUGGUUGGAAGCAGAGAAUGCCAGAAAGAUGUUUACCUGUGGCUUACUGACUAUGCAAAGGCAUUCGGCUGUGUGGAUCAUAACAAAUUACCGAUAACAUUGCAAAGAAUGGGAAUUCCAGAAUACUUAAUUGAGCUCAUGCAAAACCUGUACAUAGAACAAGAGGCAGUCGUUAGAAAAAGAGAACACUGCAUGGUUUAAAAUCAGGAAAGGUGUGCGUCAAGGUUGUACCCUUUCACCAUACUUAUUUAAUCUGUAUGCUGAGCAAAUAAUCUGAGAAGCUGGACUAUAAGAAGAAGAAUGCAGCAUUAAGAUUAGAGGAAGACUCAUUAACAACCUGCGCUAUCCAGAUGACACAACCUUGCUUGCUGGAAGUGAAGAGGACUUGAAGCACUUACUGAUGAAGAUCAAAGACUACAGCCUUUAGUAUGGAUUACAUCUCAAAUUAAACCAGAAUCCUUACAACCGGACCAAUAAGCAACAUCUUGAUAAAUGGAGAAAAUAUUGAAGUUGUGAAGGAUUUCAUUUUACUUGGAUCCACAAUCAAAGCCUAUGGCAGCAAUAGUCAACAAACCAAAGGACUUAUUGCAUUGGCAAAACUGCUGCAAAAGACCUCUCUAAAGUGUUGAAAAGCAAGAAUGUCAUUUUGAGGACUAAGGUACGCCUCACCCAAGCCAUGGUAUUUUCAAUUGCCUCAUCUGCAUGCAAAAACUGGACAAUGAAUAAGAAAGACCAAAGAGGAAUUUAUGCCUUUGAAUCAUGAUCUUGGUGAAAAAUAUUAAAUAUACCAGGGGCUACCAGAAGAAAGAACAAAUCUGUCUUGGAAGAAGUACAGCCAGAGUGCUCCUUGGAAGUAAGGAUGGAGAGAUUUUAUCAGGAGGGACCAGUUCCUGGAGAAGGACAUUAUGCUUGGUAAGGUAGAGGGUCAUCGAAAAAGAGGAAGAACCUUGAUGAGACAGAUUGACACAGUGAUUGCAACAAUGGACUCAAACAACGAUUAUGAGAAAGGCAGGGGACUGUUCUGUUGUACAUAGGGUCACUAUUAGUUGGAACCGACUGAACGGCACCUAACAAUAACCACUGAAUGUCUGUGUAUUCAAACUAAAUGGGAAGUUAAAAAGAUACGUAAACAUCACCAUAUCUUCUGACGUUUUGCCACCAAAUCCACCUUGUACCAAGUUUAUAAAAACCUUUUUUUUAGUGCAUUUUGGGUUUCAGACUUGAUGGUAAGGCCUUGUUGGCUCUGCAGUUAGGAUACCGUGUGACCUGGGUACCAGCAUCUACGAGGCCCCUGCAUCCUGCCUCUGCUCACAUAGGUCCAAUCAUUAUCUACUCUGAUUCAGAACGCUUCCAGGUUUCCCAGAUCCUUCACCGGGCUCACAGGGCCCCUUACUGCCUGUCCCUCACCCACUUUUCCAGCUUCAUUUAGCACCAAGAGCAUCAGCCCCAGUCUUGCCUUCCACUUUCUCCAGGUUGAGCUCCCUCUGGCCCCAGGCCCUCUCGUCCUCUGAUCAGUUUUCUUCAUUAACUCCUCUUUUCUUCAGAUCUCACCCUCACUCCCGUAACCCAAUUCCAUGGUACAACAUCUGGCACUUGCCCUUUGUAACACUUAAUGACAGUUGUAAUUUUUGGUGAGGUCCAGGUCUGCUCCACUAACCACUAUGUGUAAGAUUUAAGUUUUAAAAUUAAUAGAGAUACUCAGGUUUGUCAUGCAUAAACUCAGUUUAUUGCAAGGUAGACAUGGCAAGGCACCCUAGUGAGACCUCGCAACAAUUAUUGUUAAUCUGACAGGAAAAAUUUAUCUUGAUUUAAUGCUUUUUUCCCUGAUUAUGAGUUUAAGAAUUUGUCCAUUUGUUAAUUUGUAUUUCUUUCAUGAAUUGUCUGGAGGGCUCUCUUUUUUCUUUAACUUUUCUCCCACUUUUCUUACCACUUUUUAAGACAUGUAUUUGCAACUAUACGCAACUGUCUACUGGGCGCAUCCACUUGGAUUUCUAACUGGCAUCUCCAGAUUCUCAGGUCGAAGGUAGAAAUCUUGAUUUCUUCCCAGCCCCCACUCCCAGGAACUUGUCCUUCUCCAUUCUUUUCCAUUCAAUCAAUGGUACCUACAUUCUCUUAAUGACUAAGACAAAAACCUAGGAGGUAUAUUUGAUUUACUCCUUCUCGUAGCCAGUGCAUCUGUGCAUCUCAUUGUCUUCCCUUCAGACUAAGUCCCUGAAUUCUGAUAUAACCCCUCCUCCUCCCCCCACAGACAUAUAUACCUGGGAACACCUUUUCUGGGUUACUUGGCUGUGGUCCCUCCCCCAAGAUUGUCCCUCCCCUUCAGAAUCACGGUGUGGGAUAUUUUGGGUGGAGUCUGUUUGGCUUCAAGGUCCCUAGAUAGGGUAAGUGGUUUGUCAUCGGCUGUUAAACUAAAGAUUGGUGAUUGGAACCUACUCAGCUGCUCAACAGAAGAAAGGCCUGGAAAACUGCUUCAGUAAAGAUUACAGCCAAGAAAACCCUAUGGAGCAGUUCUAUUCUGUAACACCUGGGGUCACCAUGCAUCAGAGUUGACUCUAUUGCAAUGGGUUUGUUCAUUUUUUGGUUUGGCUUCAUGUGAGUCCUGUUGAGAUAGAAGAUGGGUCGAGAGUACUGGCCAAGGGCACAUUCUUAGGAAAAAGAAGUAUGAAGGGACAGACAGGAAAAGCAGUCUGUCAAAAGAGAAGUAACGACAACUAAACAAGGUCAAGUUUCUGAGGGAUCAAAACAAGUUAAAAAGGGACUGUUCAAAAUAAUAUUAAGCCAGUAAUAGAAACUGAUUAAAGUUUAAUAUAUGAUUUGAAAAUUGGGUUAACAUUUUAACUAGGGAGUCAAAAUGUUCCAAAGAUAAGAAAACUUCCAAAAAUUCUUAUACCCCAUCUUAUUAACAUUGCCUUGGAAAAGGACCCAGGGACAGUGUUUACAUAAUAACAAUUUACCCUAAAACACAGCUUUCACCCUGACCCUGGAGCUCCUGUUGCUUGAAACUGACUGCACAUAGAUAAUUCUUCAGAAGAGCCCAAUGCCCAAGGCAAAACAGUCUUCACUAAGCUGCUUAGUAGGCUAUUGUUUGACUUAAAGGUGACUUUAGGAAACCAGUCAGCUCAAGGCUCAAGGUUCAAAAGGACAUCUAAGGGCAAUGGCCUGGGUAAGUUAUCCAACCUCCAUGGACCCUGGAUAUCUGAAUUCCAGGAGAAUUAAAACUGUUUCUCAGAACUGAAAAAAUGUUCAUUGGACUCAUAAACCAGAUCACUGAUGAAUUGUGUUGACUUCAACUCAUGGUGAUCCCAUGUACAACAGAAUGAAACACUGCCUGAUCCUGAGUCAUCUUCACAAUCACCGGCAAGUUUGUGUCUAUCAUUGUAGCUAUUAUGCCAGUCCAUCUCACCGAGGGACUCCCUCACUUUUGCUGGUCCUCUACUUUGCCAAACAUGUUUUCCUCCAGUGAUUGAUCCCUCCUGAUGACAUAUCCAAAGCAAGGGAGUUGGACCAUAAGGUUUUUUUUUUUUUUUUAAUUGUGCUUUAAGUGAAAGUUUACAAAUCAAGUCAUACAAAAACUUAUAUACAUCUUGCUGUGUACUCCUAGGUGUUCUUCACCUAAUGAGACAGCACACUCUUCCUCUCCACCCUGUAUUCACUGUAUCUAUUCAACCAGCUCCUGUCCUCCUCUGCCUUCUCAUCUCGCCUCCAGACAGGUGCUGCCCAUGUAUUCUCAUGUGUCUACUUGGGCGAAGAAGCUCACUCCUCAUUAGUAUCAUUUUCUGUCUUACAGUCUAGUCCAAUCCCUGUCUGAAGAGUUGGCUUCGGGAAUGGUUCCAGUCUUGGGAUAACAGAAGG